AUGUGCUAUCAAUUGACAGAGUUCUACUCGGCAUGUCGCUGUAUUUAUUAUAUCCAUGCUAUCGAUCGCUGUGCGUCCUUUGAUCGACCGGGUCAUGGUGUUCAAAAGCGCAGCAUCCUCGUCGGUUACGCCUGCUCAUCGCACAGUUCUUCUUAUGCAUCUUUCAACUCGGCUAAAGAGAACGAUGGAGCCGAUGAAAGCCAGAUAUCGGACGAUGACGAAGUCGCGUCUGUAUUCAGCCAAGCCUCAGCUCCUUCUACAAAUAUAACAUUCCCUGAUGACACGAAGCAGGAAGCCUCGGAUAUGUUAUUUCAGGAAUUGCUCAACGAAUUCAGUCUCAGACAUUUAUGGCCACAGAUCGUGAGGAUAUCUCAGAGUCAGGAUGUAGCCAUCAAGACUAUCGCGAGGUAUCUGUCCCGUUUCUCUCGGGACUUGAGGACCAAUGCAACUAGCCGUCUGCAUAAGGACGCGGCAAGAUUCGUCGGUUUAUCUCGGCAAACCGUUGCUGACCGCAUUGUGGAAUGCCACAUUAGCGAGCUCAUAUGCACAGAUGAGUUAACAUCUGUUGUAACGACGAAAGACAUGUCUCUGGACGGCGUCAUUGAGGAAACUGAAGAGAUAGAGGAUCCGGACUCAGACGGGAAGAACGUGAUUUACGAGAACGUACAACAAUUCAUAUUUGAAGGAGCAUCGUUUCAGAGCUUUGUUUCAUCUCUAAGGCUCUUUGCAUCCACUGACACCGAGUCAUCAUCCGAGUUAGGCUAUAACGCCAGGCAAUACUUCAACUACAUAAGAUGUGGACAAAUGGGAUACGACGAUUACCACGAGAGGCGAUCAGGCGCAAUUGAAGAGUUACAAGCCUUGCUAAAAGACUACGAGGAGAUGAAUCUUGAGCUUGUAGAUAGCACGGGGCCAACGUCAGUUAGACCGUCUACGGGGAAUCUCUCCUCCAUCAUGAAAUGUUUGUUCCCCGUCUCUUUCUUCAAAAAGACGUCAGGAAAGCUACCUACUUUUAACCAACGCCAAAAGCUUGGAGAAGCCUGCCAUACUUCGUCUUCCACACAAACGUCAGCAGUCGAUCCAAAGCAUAGGUUUCUCAUAGUGUGCGCCCCAUUUCAGAGGCAGGUUUCGAAGGCGCACCAGCCUGAUAUUUGCAAGAUUCACUCAGACCGCGAUUUCUUUCAGGCAUUACGAUACACUUAUUCCGGCUCACGACGUGCCUUAAGAUGGCGCUGGCUUCGGCGCGUAUCAUCCAUAGACUUCGUCAAAUUUGAGAUCUUUUCGAGCGAGAUCGUCAACAUCCAGCAGUGUCCUUCGCUGCCUGGAAAUCAAGAAAGAAUGGAAUAUGAUUUUGAACAAUGUGACACAAGUCCACCUAUCGGGCCAAACCUUUUAUCACAUUUGUUUGAGAAUCCAGAUCACGCAGAGGUUCUACCCGUCUUGUUCAACAGGAUACCAAAGAAAUUGGGAAAGAAGCUCUGUGCUUGUCCUAGGAAAGGGAGCUCAGUUGGGUGGGGUAUCAGAUUUGUCGAGGGACUUGAUCCGUUCGCCGUAUUUAUUUGCGGGUGUGUGGGCUUCGUGGUGUCCUUAGCUGUUUCUCUGAUCUAUACACUUGUGAUGGAUGACAUACAGGGUGGUUUCGCUAUUGGCGCACAUAUGCUGGCUUUCUUUCUAUUUUGCGGAGGUUGUCUUCAAUCUGCACUUGGGUGA
Fusarium venenatum is the source of this 1710-nucleotide messenger RNA. NCBI's taxonomy places the organism in Eukaryota, Fungi, Ascomycota, Sordariomycetes, Hypocreales, Nectriaceae. The record is from RefSeq and is a predicted model, not a curated record.